UUUGUUUAGCGCGGAGCCGAGCAGGGCUUGUCCCCAUGCCGACGCCUGGGCCUUGAUAUUCUCACUCCUUCCCUCGUCCACAUCAUUGCAGCUCGUAACACUCCAUCGCUCGUCUCCAGUCUACUCCUCUAGCCAGCUGAGCUCCUUCGCCGGCGGGGCGAGCCCAGCUCAUCUCAUCUCAUCAUAUCAUCAUCUUCCCCAUCUAUAUAAGCCCGCCUCUCUCCCCACUUAAGGCACGCCGAGUGUUAGCUAGCAGUACACAGAUAGUAAGUGUGUGAGGGCAGCGGCAAGUGCGAGCAUCAAUUAAGGUCAGGCAGAGCAGGGAGCCAGGGAGAGAGGGAUAAGCAAAGCAAGGAGACCCAUAGUUAAGAGUCCAAGGGAGGGAGGGAGACACGCAGCUCCUAUUGUAGUGGAUGGCAAUGAGGUCGAGGGGGUUGCAGAUGCGGCCGCGGCGGCAGCAGAGCCAGAGCCAGAGCCAGAGCGUCCUCGUCGGCGUGUUGCUGCUGCUGCUGGCGACGGCGGCGCCGCAGGUCGCAGCGGCGGCGGGGCUGAGCCAGAACUACUACGCCAAGACUUGCCCCAACGUGGAGGCGCUGGUCCGCGGCGCCGUCACCCAGAAGCUGCAGGAGACCUUCAACGCCGCGCCCGGCACCCUCCGCCUCUUCUUCCACGACUGCUUCGUCAGGGGGUGCGACGCGUCGGUGCUCAUCUCCGGGCCGGGCGACGAGCACAGCGCGGGCGCGGACACGACGCUGUCGCCGGACGCGCUGGACCUCAUCACCCGCGCCAAGGCCGCCGUCGACGCCGACGCCAGCUGCUCCAACAAGGUCUCCUGCGCCGACAUCCUCGCCCUCGCCACCCGCGACGUCGUCCAGCAGGCGGGAGGGCCGUCGUACCCGGUGGAGCUGGGGCGGCUGGACGGCAAGGUGGGCACGCGGGCCGUGGUGAAGCACAGCCUCCCCGGCGCCGGCUUCACGCUGGACCAGCUCAACAAGCUCUUCGCCGUCAACGGCCUCACCCAGACCGACAUGAUCGCCCUCUCAGGGGGGCACACGAUCGGGGUGACGCACUGCGACAAGUUCGUGAGGCGGCUGUACACGUUCAAGGGGGCGAGGCCGCAGUACAGCCCGCCGAUGAACCUGGCCUUCCUGCGGCAGAUGCGGGGGACGUGCCCGCUCAACUACAGCCCGGCCACCGUCGCCAUGCUCGACGCCGUCACGCCGCUCAAGUUCGACAACGGCUACUACCAGACGCUGCAGCAGCAGAAGGGCCUGCUGUCGUCCGACCAGGUGCUCUUCGCCGACCGCCGCUCCCGGGCCACCGUCAACCACUUCGCCGCCAACCAGACCGCCUUCUUCGACGCCUUCGUCGCCGCCAUGGCCAAGCUCGGCCGCAUCGGGGUCAAGACCGCCGGCUCCGACGGCGAGAUCCGGCGGGUCUGCACCAAGGUCAACUAAUAUCAAUAUAUCAUGGUAGCUGCAGCUGCCAUGGUAGUAGCAUCACACGUACAUUCAGUAGAGAGCGUAAAUGGAUGGACGGGCCAAUCAAUUCCAUAUGCUCACACAUGUCGAUCGAUCAUAUUGUCAUAGCCGAUUUGUUCCAGCCCGAUUCUUUUCUUCACCAUGUAAUAAAGCAUGUAGAUGCCAUGGGAUAGGAGGCGAAGUUGCGUCGAUGUAAAUGUUACGGUUUGGUCCGGUUAAUCAACAGGUAUAUCCCAUACUAUGAAUGAAUAUCAAGUUAUUCUUUGAUGCAA
This is a messenger RNA of Hordeum vulgare subsp. vulgare (domesticated barley), 1753 nucleotides long. Its product is annotated as peroxidase 16-like. Lineage: Eukaryota; Viridiplantae; Streptophyta; Magnoliopsida; Poales; Poaceae. The record is from RefSeq and is a predicted model, not a curated record. Gene Ontology annotation, molecular function: peroxidase activity; heme binding. Gene Ontology annotation, biological process: response to oxidative stress; hydrogen peroxide catabolic process. The transcript has 4 exons. Bases 414 to 1457 code for a protein of 347 amino acids.